Hirundo rustica (Barn swallow) is the source of this 5524-nucleotide messenger RNA. RefSeq names its product collagen type XV alpha 1 chain (gene COL15A1). The transcript has 41 exons. The record is from RefSeq and is a predicted model, not a curated record. The coding region runs from base 42 to 3839 and encodes 1265 amino acids. Gene Ontology annotation, cellular component: basement membrane. Lineage: Eukaryota; Metazoa; Chordata; Aves; Passeriformes; Hirundinidae.
ACUUUUUCCUCACUUAAGUUCUUUCAACUGACUUUCAGAAAAUGCUCUCAUGGCACGCCUGGUGGACCUGGGAAUUGUUGCUACUGCUCUUUGGCUUGUCAAUCCAUGCUGGUGCAGCUGCUCAGGUCAUAGAAGAACGAGGCUCAAAAGGACACCUUGACCUCACAGAGUUAAUAGGAGUCCCUCUUCCUCCUUCCAUCUACUUUGUCACGGGCUAUGGAGGGUUCCCAGCGUACGGCUUUGGUCCAGAUUCCAGCAUCGGGAGGCUGACCAGUGCUAUAAUACCAUCACCUUUCUACCGAGAUUUUGCUAUCGUGGUAACCGUGAAACCCAACAGUGAUCGUGGAGGAAUGCUCUUUGCAAUAACAGAUGCCUUCCAGAAAACCAUCUACCUGGGACUGAGGAUUUCACCAGUUGAUGACAGCACCCAGAGGAUAAUCAUGUACUACACAGAGCCUGGAUUCCAUAUCUCCCGAGAGGCUGCUUCCUUUAAAGUGCCUGUGAUGACUAACAGGUGGAAUAAAUUUACAGUGACUGUUGAGGGAAAUGAUAUUGCUUUGUUCAUGGACUGUGAAGAAUAUCAGAGGCUUCAGUUUCAAAGGUCUGCCCGAACCUUGGUAUUCGAAUCUGGCUCUGGGAUAUUUAUUGGUAAUGCAGGAGCCACGAGACUGGAAAAGUUCACAGGCUCAAUUCAACAUCUGACAAUCAAAUCUGACCCAAGGGCUACUGAAGAUCAUUGUGAAGAUGAUGACCUUUAUGCUUCAGGGGACAGCAGUGGCAAUGGCAGCAUUCAAGAAUAUGACACUUCUGAGACACAAGAAGCUCAUGCACCUUCUCAUCGUCCCAUAAGGCCUGAAGAUAUGUUGGCUGAGCCAGUGGAAGCCCCCCCAACCAUAUUGUCUUAUUUGGAAGAGAAUGAUUUCUCUGGAAAUCAUAGACCAGAAGAAACCUCAGAAGCAGCUAAAUUUAAAGAACAAGAUGUCACUGUCAUGAAAACUGGACAGGGCAACAGCGAGUCUACCACAGUCACACAGAAAAUGUUAACAGAAGGAGAUGGCUCUGGUGCUGGUGUUUUGCCAGGAGUAAGCAGAGAGGAGGGCCAGAAAGGUCAGGAAGUAGAGGAUGGGUCCACAGAGUCUCUAGGAGGGUCAGGAAUAGAAGAUAUGGAAAAUAAAGAUCAAGGACCUCCUGGAUCUCCAGAGAAACUUGGACAACUUGGUCAGCCUGGCAUUCCUGGUAAAAAUGGAUUACCUGGUAAAAAUGGACUUCAGGGGUUGCCAGGGCUGAAAGGAAAAGCAGGCCCAAAAGGUGAAAAGAAUAGACUGGAACCUGAAGAAUCAGGUUCUGGAGAUACUGAGAGUAUCAGAGAGACUGAGAUUUUAAGAGGUCUUCCAGGGCCACCAGGCCCUCCAGGACUGCCUGGUCCUCCAGGAAAGCCAGCGCCUGAUUCAGGUGUAGGACCUCCUGGGUCACCAGGAAAAGAUGGAGCUUCUGGGGAUCCAGGCCCCGAAGGCCCUCAAGGUCCUCCUGGCCGUGAUGGAGUGGUUGGCCCACCAGGAUGGAAGGGAGAAAAGGGUGAUCAAGGUCUACCUGGUUCUGCUGGUGCAAAGGGUGAUACUGGAGUCACUGGAUCAAUAGGCCCCAAAGGAGAAUCUGGCCCUAUUGGGUCUCCUGGGCCUCCUGGACCACCAGGACCCCCUGGGCCUCCUGGACCCCCUGGACCUCCUGGACUACCAGGACUAAGUUAUCGCUUGGGAUUUGAGGAUAUGGAAGGAUCUGGUAGCAUUGACCUGUUAAGUGAGUCAAGAAUUCCCAGAUCAAGGGGGCCAAAAGGUUCUGCAGGAAGACCUGGACAGCAUGGACUAUUAGAACCAAAGGGAGAAAGAGGCAACAUAGGUCCACCAGGUUCAAAGGGAAUGCUGGGCACAGAUGGAAAACCAGGCUCUCCUGGCAUUGCUGGGCAUCCCGGAGAAGUGGGUCCAAAAGGAGAGAAGGGUGACCCAGGACCUCGGGGGGAACCAGGAAAGGAUGGGAACAGUGUUGUGGGACCACCUGGACCACCAGGACCACCGGGACCAGUCACAGCAAUACCUGAGUUACUUCUCAAUGACACAGAUGGAAUUUUUAGUUUUACUGAAAUUAAAGGACUGCUUGGGCCUCCAGGCCCUCAGGGUCCAAAGGGUGAUACUGGUUUGCCUGGAUCACAAGGACCUAAAGGACAACAGGGUGAAAAGGGAGAACCAGGAGCUAUCAUUUCUGCUGAUGGAUCUUUAACUGAGUUAUUAGGAAGAAAAGGGGAGAAGGGUGAAGCUGGAGUGGUGGGACCAGUGGGACCAGUGGGACCAAUAGGACCCACUGGACCCAAGGGGGAACUUGGUUUCCCAGGACGCCCAGGCCGUCCAGGGCUGAAUGGACUGAGAGGUGUGAAAGGUGAUCGAGGUGAAGCAUUCAAUGGCCUUCCUGGUUUGCCUGGGCCCCCAGGGCCCCCUGGACCUCCAGGACAUGUACUUUAUAUCAAAGGAACAGUUUUUCCAGUCCCUCCCAGGCCUCAUUGCAAAAUGCCAAUGAACACUCCCUAUCCUGGAAAUCAAGAAAUUCUUAAUGGUCAUGGUGCUAAAGCAACCAGUGAAUCCUGGGGACUGCACGGUUCAGCACACUUUAAAGGAGAGAAGGGAGACAGAGGUGCUCCAGGACCACCAGGUCCACCUCUGCCUCCAUCAUAUUUCAGCCACUUUAUUAAUAGCAUAAAGGGUGAAAAAGGAGACAAUGGAGUCACUGGUGUAAAAGGAGAAAAAGGAGAACCAAAUGGAGGGGGUUUUCUGACAGGACCUCCUGGACCACCAGGAAGACCAGGAUUAACUGGACCAAAAGGGGACUCAGUUGUUGGACCCAGAGGACCUCCAGGAUUACCUGGCUCACCAGGCUUACCAGGUUAUGGAAAAAUUGGACCUCCUGGCCCACCUGGACCACCUGGACCACCAGGCCCUCCUGCAAUAUAUGGCUCAGCAGCUGCAAUGCCUGGGCCACCAGGUCCUCCUGGAGAACCAGGGUCACCUGCCACCAGGAAUCUGGUUACAACAUUCCAGAACAUUGAGGCUAUGUUGGAAAAAGUUCAUUAUGUAGCAGAAGGUACGCUGAUCUAUCUGAGGGAAACCAGUGAGGUUUUUAUCCGUGUUCAAAGAGGAUGGAGAAAAUUGCAGCUUGGCGAGCUAAUUCCUAUCCCUGCUGAUAGCCUUCCUCCUCCAGCCCUAUCAAGCCAUGGAUUUCAGUCUAUUCCAGCAGCGAGACCUAUAUCAAAUAUGAACAAUGGAAAACCAGCAUUGCAUUUGGCGGCUUUGAACUUCCCUUUGGCUGGUGACAUGCGAGCAGAUUUUCAGUGUUUUCGGCAGGCCCAGCUUGUAGGUUUGACAUCCACCUAUAGAGCCUUCCUUUCAUCACACUUGCAAGAUCUGGCCACAGUUGUCAGAAAAACAGACCGACACCAUCUGCCAAUAGUCAAUCUUCAGGGAGAAACCCUUUUCAGUAACUGGGAAUCUAUAUUUGAUGGAAAUGGUGGACGAUUCAACAUUCAUGUUCCAAUAUACUCCUUUGAUGGAAGGAAUAUCAUGACUGAUUCAUCUUGGCCUCAAAAAAUAAUAUGGCAUGGUUCAACUGCAAAUGGGAUCCGACUGGUUAGCAACUACUGUGAAGCCUGGCACACAGCUGAUAUGGGAGCUAUGGGACAAGCAUCACCUCUAAACACAGGGAAACUUCUCGCCCAGAAAGUAUAUAGCUGUAAUAAUCUGUUUAUUGUUCUCUGUAUUGAAAAUAGUUUUGUAUCUGAUCCCCAAGGAAAAUAAUUCAGCUGCUGCAUGUAGGAAUAUUCCAUUUGAUGACAGAAAAAGCUGACACUGAAAUUUCAUUUGUAAUGAUGUAAAUAUUUUAAUUUUUGUAAUUGCACAUUUCAGGAAAAAAAAUAGACAAAGAAAACAUACCUCAACACAAACCACAUUCCAGUUAGGUGGAACAUCCAGUGCACACGACUGGUAUAGAGCCCUUCCUUCCACUUGAACCCCAUGUGGUUCGAAGCUUGCCAGCAGUUAACUCAUGUUCUUGUGCCUGAGCUGGAGUUCACCUAAGGGCAGGAGCCAAGUGUGGUCAGUGAGGAAGAUCCAGUAGCUUGCCUCGUAAGCAGAAUGGCUCAGCAAGGCUGCUGCUGCUUCACAGCUGUGAAGCUGCAUGCUCCAUGCUCUCCUUUCCACUUGCAUAGAUUUUGGAUACCCAAGACACUGUUCAUAUAUACUCAUAUAGGCAGCAAAUACUGGGAGGCUCUUAUGCCCUACAGACCUUGCAUUUACAAAACAAAGCUUUAAGAACUAAGGUACUCAUCUCCUCUGAGUUUUGUUGGAAGCUGAGUACCUGACUCCUGUAAGUUUGUACCUGUAAGUUCGGAUCUCAGCCUGGUGCUUACACAGAAAUAUAGCAGUUCCCACAUCUUAUUACAGCUUUUCUCUUUGCAGAUUCUAGGAGUAGGACUUUAUGCAGGAGGAGUGAAUUUCACAUUGACAAAAUCUUGUCUUUAUUUUGGUGCUAUUGUUACCAGGAAACCUGAAAGUAAUGUUAAUAGAAAACAUCCUGUUUAACAGGUAAAACUGAACAAAGCAAAUGCAGACAAAUGAACCAUCUGACCUUUAUUUAUUUCAUUGCAUGUUAGAGGAAGUCACUUCUUUUUGUGUCAGUCUGAUGAAUGAAAUAUGUCUGUCAUGGUUUCCUUAAAAUAGGUUCUACACAUUGUUAUCCCACUAAGUUGUAUGUAAAGCAAUUUUCCUUUUUGUGAAUUUACCAUUCUGGCAUUCGCAUAAUUAAAGAAUGGUUGAUAUAAAAUAACUGUAACAUUAAUAGGAAUGAUCAGGAGAUGGUAAUAUUCUUCACUAAUAAUAUCACCAUAAUAUCUGAAGUCUUUUGCUGAUAUAUUUGUCUACUGCAUACUUUGAACAACGUAUUUGCUUAUGUUUUAUCGUACAGUGACUAUGGAGGUCAAGCUCCACAUCCUCAUUUUUUUUAAGAUUUAAACGAGAAUCCAUGCUGGAAAUACAUGUUAAUUUGCUGAGCAUUAAAUAGAGUAUUAAAUAACUAGACAUCUUUUGUCAACAGACAAAAGCAAAUUACACUUACAACACUAAAAUGAUAAAAUUAUACAACUAAUUAUUUUGAAAUCCUACUUUAUUUUUCCAAUAGAUUAUAAAAGCUUAUUUCCCAGGGUCAGCUGAAUGAUAUCUUCAUUUUUUUCUGGAAAACCAAAAAAUGUAAAUUAUUCCCUUAUUACAAAAUGGCAAUAAGGCAAAAGCCAUUUGUAUUACAUUUAAAAUAUAUGCAUAACAAUUCACUGCACUCAUUUAUAGUCAACUUUCCUAAAAUUCCGAGCCACUCUUGUGCCAAAUUCCUCCAGUUCACAGAGCUGGAAGAGUUAUUUAUGUACAGCAGGGUUUCGCUCUGAGUCACAGAAGGAUCAAGGGAGAAAAUAAAGUGCUUUUACCUGCUUCAA